ACGUGCGCGAGCUGUGGGCGGGGCGGCAGCGCCUAUAGGAGGAGGGUCGUCUAUAGAGGGGGCGGCAGCAGGGCAUCUACUGACGCCUUUCCUAAACUCUGUAUAGUAUAAGUGCAGGCGCCGGAGCGGACACUACUACUACUGCCAGCAUCCGCACAGCAUCCCCACUGUGGAUUUUACUGGAAUCCCGCAAAUAACGUCUUCCCUGGCUUGUAUCCCUGUGAUGCCCGGGCGGCGCUGCGCCUGUAUGGGCGCCUCCUGGCAUUAGGGCGCACAGCUGAUCCUGCUGGGAGACAUGAGAAGAAGGUUGGGUUCCUCCAUAUGACAUGGUGCUGCCAGCCCAGGUCUGGCCAUGUGAAGGGAUCACAAGUGGCAUUAUGAAGGACAGGAAGUGACAGGUGGGCACAGCCAGGACCCUGCAGUCAGGACAUAUAAAGCCCCUUCUUCCUCAGCUGGGAGAAGUCCCAGGAGCUGAGUCUUGGACUCCUUCCUUGCCUCCUCCACAGAUGCCUGAAGCUGUCUCCUUGUGUCUUAUGAACCAGCAGUGGAAAUGAGCAUACAUCCAGCUUACAUAGCUGUGGAGGUGACCAUUGCUGUGCUGUCCAUCGUGGGGAACGUCCUGGUCUGCUGGGCAGUGGCCAUUAAUAGCACUUUGAAAAAUGCCACCAACUAUUUCCUGGUGUCCCUGGCAGUGGCGGAUAUAGCGGUGGGUCUCCUCGCCAUCCCCUUUGCCAUCACCAUCAGCAUCGGCUUACAGACUGAUUUCCACAGUUGCCUGUUCCUCGCCUGCUUCGUGCUGGUGCUGACCCAAAGCUCCAUCUUCAGCCUGCUGGCGGUGGCUAUAGACAGGUACCUGGCCAUCAAGAUCCCCCUCAGGUACAAGAGUUUGGUCACUGGAAAAAGAGCAAGAACCAUUAUUGCAGUUUUCUGGAUUCUCUCUUUCGGUAUAGGUUUGACCCCACUAAUGGGUUGGAAUUGCUUAGAAGCAGACUGUGGUAAAGGAAACAUUUCCAUUCAGAACGGCACUGUCUCGUGUUUAUUUGAAAAAGUAGUCACAAUGACUUACAUGGUGUACUUCAACUUCUUUGGUUGCGUUCUUCUUCCACUCUUAAUCAUGCUGGGAAUAUACAUCAAGAUCUUCAUGGUUGCCCGCAAGCAGCUGAGGCAAAUUGAACUAAAGUGCGUGGGUGCAGACAACUCAAGGACCACUCUCCAGAAAGAAGUGAAUGCCGCCAAGUCUUUGGCCAUUAUUGUGGGCCUGUUUGCUUUUUGCUGGCUGCCCAUCCACAUACUGAACUGCAUUACUCUCUUUGACCCCAAGUUUCACGAGAGGAAACCAGAGUGGGCUAUGCACAUGGCUAUUAUCUUGUCUCAUGCCAACUCAGUAGUAAACCCUAUAAUAUACGCCUACAAAAUCAGAGACUUUCGCUACACCUUCCGUAAGAUCAUUUCAAAGUACCUUGUCUGCAAGAAGGACAACUUUUCUAAAUGUCCCAAGGGCAGCAUUGGGAACUCCAGGCACUUACAUAUCAGUACUGUAAGUGCUGGCAGUGCUUUUAUGUGACCCUAUACUUAGGUAAGACUGCUGAACUCAGCCCACAUGGACUCAGCCCUACAUGUUGUUGGGUAGGUUACAUGGACAUAUACAGUAAAUCUGUUGGUGGGACCAUUAAGGAUCUGAUAAUUGACCACUUUGCUGCUGCACUUUGUUCGUUUCAGAUGUUCACCAUUCGUUUUUUAUUAGAAGGUAUUGCUGAAGGUUCCUCCUAACUCCUCUGCACUGACAAAUGUUCUGCGUCAUGUAGUUUAAAGAACAUUUAGAAGAGGGACGUGCACAUAAUCCCCAAAACUAAUAUUUCCACUUAGAUUAAGCAACCAAAGCCAUGUUUAGUUACAGUGAAGGAAAGCUCCCAACCUGUAGAAGAAUGUACUGUACAUUAGUUUGUUUCUAAAGCACAUUAUUUAUAUAACCUUUUAUAUGUUGGUUGGAUGUAGAGUAAAUUUUUAUUCUUUUGUAGAUUAUUUUAAUUUUAUUUUUUACCUUGAGAUCCUGCAUACAGUUCAAUUUAUUUAAUGUU
Messenger RNA from Bufo gargarizans (Asiatic toad), 2078 nucleotides. It is a transcript of the gene ADORA2B, whose product is annotated as adenosine A2b receptor. Gene Ontology annotation, molecular function: G protein-coupled adenosine receptor activity. Lineage: Eukaryota; Metazoa; Chordata; Amphibia; Anura; Bufonidae. The record is from RefSeq and is a predicted model, not a curated record. Gene Ontology annotation, biological process: adenylate cyclase-activating G protein-coupled receptor signaling pathway; vasodilation; G protein-coupled adenosine receptor signaling pathway. Gene Ontology annotation, cellular component: membrane. The transcript has 2 exons. The coding region runs from base 551 to 1564 and encodes 337 amino acids.